This is a messenger RNA of Myripristis murdjan (pinecone soldierfish), 2460 nucleotides long. It is a transcript of the gene chaf1b, whose product is annotated as chromatin assembly factor 1, subunit B. Gene Ontology annotation, cellular component: CAF-1 complex; nucleus. Lineage: Eukaryota; Metazoa; Chordata; Actinopteri; Holocentriformes; Holocentridae. Gene Ontology annotation, biological process: DNA replication-dependent chromatin assembly; nucleosome assembly. Gene Ontology annotation, molecular function: protein binding. The record is from RefSeq and is a predicted model, not a curated record. The transcript has 14 exons. Bases 140 to 2023 code for a protein of 627 amino acids.
UGUCCAAUCGGCGCAGCUUCUUGCGCCGGAAGUUUUGAGUGAACGGAACGCGGGAAAUACACAGGAGUCUUCAGCUGUUCAACAUAAACCGGGAAACAUUUCGAAAUAACGUAAAUUGACUGGAAAACAGCGCAGCAGCAUGAAGGUGGUAACGUGUGAGAUUGCGUGGCACAACAAGGAGCCAGUCUACAGUCUGGACUUCCAGCACAGCCCCGAAGGACGCGUCCACCGCCUGGCCACAGCCGGAGUGGACACCACAGUCAGACUGUGGAGGGUGGAGAUGGGCCCAGAUGGGAAGGCAGUGGUGGACUUUCUGUCCAACUUGGCCAGACAUACCAAGGCUGUCAAUGUGGUGCGCUUCUGUCCAAAUGGCGAGCUGCUUGCCUCUGGAGGAGAUGAUGCUGCCAUUCUGCUGUGGAAGCUCAAUGACAGUAAGGAGCCAGAGCAAGCUCCAGUUUUUCAGGAGGAUGAGGAUGCUCAGCUCAACAAAGAGAGCUGGUCUGUGGUCAAGACACUAAGGGGACAUAUAGAGGAUGUUUAUGACAUCUCUUGGACCCGCGAUGGAAAUUUCAUGGUGUCUGGGUCUGUCGACAACACUGCCAUCAUGUGGGACAUCACAAAAGGUCAGAAGUUGUGCAUCUUCAAUGACCAUAAGAGCUAUGUGCAGGGAGUGGCCUGGGAUCCUCUGGGGCAAUAUAUUGCCACUCUCAGCUGUGAUAGAGUGAUGCGCGUGUACAGCACUCACACCAGGAAGAAGGCCUACUGCGUCAGUAAGAUGAGCUCUGGGCCAAUUGGAGAGGGAGAGGUCAAGCAUUACAGGAUGUUCCACGAUGACAGUAUGAGAUCGUUCUUCAGGCGCCUCACCUUCACACCAGAUGGAUCCUUCCUGCUCACGCCAGCGGGAUGUGUGGAGACAGGAGAGAACAUCACAAAUACCACCUAUAUCUUUUCCAGGAAGGGCUUUAAGAGGCCUAUAGCCCAUUUACCCUGCCCAACCAAAGCUACCCUGGCUGUGCGCUGCUGCCCUGUCUACUUUGAAUUGAGGACCAAGAAGGGAGAAGAUGGUUCAACCCAGGCUCUGCCCAAUGUUUUCCAGUUGCCAUACCGUAUGGUGUUUGCAGUGGCAUCUGAGGACUCAAUCUUCCUGUAUGACACACAGCAGACUCUUCCCUUCGGCUUUGUGUCCAAUAUCCACUACCACACACUCAGCGACCUCACAUGGUCUCGUGACGGUUCCUUCCUGGCAGUGUCUUCCACAGACGGCUACUGCUCCUUCCUGUCGUUCUCUCCUGGGGAGCUGGGAACUCCUCUGAAGGAGCCCCCUGCCCUGGAGGUCAUCACACCAACAAAUGGCCCUGACAAAAAGGGCAAGAAGUCUUCAGUGGCCAGGACCUCCUCUCCUGUACCCCAGCCUCAAACCUCUGCCCCCGCUCCCACAUCCCAAAGCAGUCUCAGUAAAGACGCCCCCUCCACGCCUGUGUCCUCCCUCACUUCCCCAGAGGACAAGAAGAACCUCGGGAGUGCCAAGACUAAGCCUCAGCCCCGUAGGAUCACGCUCAACACGCUCGAGGGCUGGGGGAAGCCCUCUACCCCUAAAGUCACAACCUCUUCACCUCAGACCCCAACAAGAGCUCCCUCUACUCCCCAGCCUCAGACGACCCCUCUUACCCCCACCAGCUCCACAACCCAGUCACACGCCGCCCCUCUUACCCCCACCAGCUCUUCCACAGCCCAGCCUCGACCCGCGCCCCUCACCCCCUCCACCCCUAAAGUCCUCAACAGCGGGCCCAGUACUCCAAAGGCCACAACCACCCCCAAGGGGCCCACUCCACGACGAGUAUCACUGACUCCUGUUGCACCCCGCUCUCUAGCUGCCAGUCCUCUCUUCACCACUCCCUCCUCCACUGAGAAAGCCAAACAUGAGCGUCCGUCUCCCCCCUCUGAUCCAGUGUGCCAGCCUCCAGAGUCCAAACGGCCCAAGACCAGCGACCCGCCGACCAAAACCAGCACCUCCCAGCCUUAGUGCUUACUGUCCUGUGAGGACGGGCCGGGGUACUUGAUCAUCUUUAAUGCAGAAACACUUGUGACACCACAAUGCAGCGUCAUCAGGUUUUGGUGGAUAUUGUAAUAUGACUGUAUUUUUAUCUCGCUAGGUAACUGUGUACUCCACUAUUACAAAAGAAAUUGCUUUGUGGGCAUUGUUCUGUUUGAAUUGUUUGUAGUUUUAGUUAUGUAUCAAGUUUGUAUUGUAAACAUAUUUAGAUAAUCAUUUGUAUUAUUCUGGUAACAUUGAGAUACUGAAUUACUCCUGUGUACAAAAAAAAAAAAAAAAAAAAAAAAAAAAAAGUGGUCUGCCUUAUUUGUCACUGAGAAUGUGAGAUUGUGGAAUUAAAACUACAAUGCCAACCUGAAGGACCUAAAAAAAAAAAAAACAGUGUCAGGUACUUCAAGGUUAGUUGU